Molecule: messenger RNA, 757 nt
Organism: Macroventuria anomochaeta
Lineage: Eukaryota; Fungi; Ascomycota; Dothideomycetes; Pleosporales; Didymellaceae
Exons: 2
Coding region: 147-575 (142 amino acids)
Source: RefSeq, a predicted model, not a curated record
CCGGCCGUUUUCGCCUCGGUCGACUUGCCGUGACGCUAAACUAACGCGAACACCACGAUUCGAGCAAAACUGUUUACGGCCGACAAAGCCCGAUAGCUGUGUAUAUACAUACACCGACCCACCCCGUACGCUACCCAAUCUCCAAAAUGCAUUUCGAAGCUUCACCAGGCUCGUCGCCAUCCAAGUCGAUACCCAUCAGUAUCUCACCCAGGAACAUGGCUUCGCCCACAGGAUCUCUUUACAGCAACUACUCCAUGGAGUCGAACUCUCGCCGCGGCUCUUCAUGUGCCUACCCUUCAUGGCCUACUGGUCCUUCACUAGAGUAUCGCAACCCAUCAUCGUACAUCAGCGACGAGGACCUCUUCGGCGAAGAUUUCGAGGACGAGUACUGCCCCAUCCUCAAGAAGGCACCAGCGCCACCACGAGUUCCUCCUAUGGCUCAGGCAUUCCCAGUGCUCCCUCCUCUUUACGCUCAGAAGAAGCCCAAGACUCAGCGUAGGCGCAGCAGCGGAAAGCAGCGCCGCACCUCGACGCCUAUGACUCCUAUCAGCGAGUCGCCUGAGCAGGUCGAGUAAAGAACAACAGAGAAACGUCAUCGCUACAAUUCAUUGUUGACACCUACGUCACUGUGUAGCGCGCGCCUUGUGCCGCGCCUCAUUCACAUAUCCGUGGCCGAAAGCAUCAGCCACAGCACAGCCAUACCCCAACCGGCACAUCCCUUUUGGGAUUGCCGGUACUCAUGAAGACUGAUUGGUCU